Folsomia candida is the source of this 627-nucleotide messenger RNA. Its product is annotated as isonitrile hydratase-like protein xanA. The transcript is spliced from 4 exons. The record is from RefSeq and is a predicted model, not a curated record. NCBI's taxonomy places the organism in Eukaryota, Metazoa, Arthropoda, Collembola, Entomobryomorpha, Isotomidae. Bases 1 to 627 code for a protein of 208 amino acids.
AUGUCUGCCAAAGUUUUGGGAAUCCUUCUUUUUGAUGAAGUUGAAGUGUUAGACUUUUGUGGACCGUUUGAAGUAUUUUCAAUUACAGGAACUCUGCUUGAAAAUUCGUUCGAAGUUGUGACAUUGGCUCAAAAGUCCCCAGUCACUGCAAGAAAUGGACUCGCAGUGUUACCAAACUAUGUAAUUGGACAGGACCAAGAUAUUCCUAAAUUGGACAUUUUAAUCGUUCCAGGAGGAAUGGGGACUGUGACUGAGGCGAAAAAUGAAUCACUAAUAUCUUGGAUAAAAUCAGUAUCAGCUUCUGCAGAAUUUGUGCUCUCGGUCUGCACAGGAGUCCAAUUAUUAGGAAAGGCAGGUCUACUUGACGGAAUGACGGUGACAACCCAUCACCUCUGCUUCGAAUUGGUUCGUCCAGAUUGUCCUACCACGACUAAAUUUUGCAAAUGCAGGAGAUUCGUUGACAACGACAAAGUUCUCACUUCGGCAGGAAUUUCUGCUGGAAUUGACUUGUCGUUUCAUCUUGUCAAGAAACUCCACGGUCUCGACUCCGCCAGUAAAGUUGCCAAGUAUAUGGAGUACGAUUGGAAAGAUGUGGAUGUUCAAAAAUGUAUUUGUCAACUGGAUUGA